Messenger RNA from Monopterus albus (swamp eel), 4741 nucleotides. RefSeq names its product ring finger protein 139 (gene rnf139). The transcript has 6 exons. Gene Ontology annotation, biological process: ERAD pathway; proteasome-mediated ubiquitin-dependent protein catabolic process. Gene Ontology annotation, molecular function: zinc ion binding; ubiquitin protein ligase activity. The record is from RefSeq and is a predicted model, not a curated record. The coding region runs from base 388 to 2421 and encodes 677 amino acids. Lineage: Eukaryota; Metazoa; Chordata; Actinopteri; Synbranchiformes; Synbranchidae. Gene Ontology annotation, cellular component: endomembrane system; Derlin-1 retrotranslocation complex.
CAGACGCUGGACGUUACGUCGGAACAGCGUAGCAACUUUUGUGCCGCCUUGCAUGGCUCUUACCAAGUAAUCAAAGCAACAACAGUAAAGGGUCGGUUCUCUAAAGUUGUAAUAUAUCUUAUGAUUCAAGACCGAAGAGGAUCUGAGGAGAGCCCUGAAAUGUGAUGCUUGGUGGCGACUGAUGGAAGCUGCCCGAGGUUAAACUGAAGAAGAAGCAACAGGAGGUUGAGCUGAGCGGACGACAGCAGGUCCCCACCUACCGAGGAAAUAAACACCAGGCGAAGAGAAACCGAAGACAAGGGGCUGUUGCAAGGGCACUUUAACUAAUUUUAAUGUUACAUGGAUAGCUGUGGCUCCCCUGGACUGUAGACCCUCAGCUGAAGCCGCAUGGCGUCCACUCAAGCCCGUUUAGGCCAGCAGGCCUUGGCGUUGCUGGAUGUGGCUCUGCGAGUUCCCUGUAUCUUUAUCAUCGACGCAAUUUUUAAUUCCUACUACGACCCAGGUUCGGGAUGGGCCGGGGCGAUGGUGAAGGGGUUGGUCCGAGUAAUGGGUGUCCUCAUCUCCAGUGUCGUGCUGCUGCUCUCCCAAAAAGCCUUGUUCAAGUUCUACACUCUCUUCUUUGCUGUUCUGCUCGGCAUGGCGGCAGUCCUCAUCAACUACUACGCAACUUCCCACAUAGACUUCUACAGCGCCUACUACAAAGCAGCAUUGGGAUUCAGGUUGCUGCCCAGAAACGGGCCGGUGCUGUGGCUCGGCAUGGCCAUGGUCCAGCUCCUUUUUGGUGUGGGCUAUGUGUUCCUGCUCAACCUGCAGUCGGUAUUCGCUGCACUGGUGGUUGUGGACAUCAUGAUCCCCCUGUGGGGACUGAUGAUUGAGCUGCCUGUAGAUGUCAGGCAGCUGGUGGCUGUGUUCUCAGGCCUGGCGCUGGCUCUGAACACAGCUGUGUGCCUGGCCAUGAGGCUUAAAUGGUUCUACUACUCAUGCCGCUACGUCUACCUGCUCAUACGGCACAUGUACAGGAUCUACGGACUUCAGCUGCUGCUAGAGGACACAUGGAAGAGGAUCCGGUUUCCUGAUGUGCUGCGUGUGUUCUGGCUGACCCGGGUCACCGCCCAGGCGCUGAUCCUGGUUUACGUGGUGCGGGCUGUGAGGAGAGAGAGUGGAGAUGCCACAGGCGGUGCCACAGACGGGAGCUCUUACUCUCAGGGUUACCUCCUGAGCUGGGACGUGUUCUGGGACCUGACGAGUAACCUGAUCAUCUCUGGCUGUGACUCCACACUCACUGUGCUGGGCAUGAGCGCCGUCAUCUCCUCUGUCGCACACUACCUCGGCCUCAGCAUCCUGGCCUUCAUAGGUUCAACCGAGGAGGAGGACAAGCGUUUAGGCUUUGUGGCUCCUGUGCUCUUCUUCAUCCUGGCUCUACAGACAGGCCUCAGCAGCCUGGACCCUGAGGAACGGCUGGUCCGCCUGAGUCGGAACAUGUGCCUUCUGCUGACGGCCAUCCUGCACUUCAUCCAUGGCAUGACAGACCCCGUCCUGAUGUCCCUCAGCGCCUCCCAUGUUUCUUCUUUUCGCCGCCAUUUUCCCGUCCUGCUGGUGUCCACGGUGCUCUUCGUGCUCCCUGUGGUGCUCAGCUACGUCCUCUGGCACCACUACGCCCUCAACACCUGGCUCUUUGCUGUCACCGCUUUCUGUGUCGAGCUGUGCCUCAAGGUGAUGGUGUCACUGACGGUCUAUGGCCUCUUCAUGGCCGAUGGCUUCUCUAACGUCCUGUGGGAGAAGCUGGAUGACUACGUCUACUACGUGCGCUCCACAGGCAAUAUCAUAGAGUUCCUGUUUGGCGUCAUUAUGUUCGGAAACGGCGCCUACACCAUGAUGUUCGAGUCAGGCAGCAAGAUCCGCGCCUGCAUGAUGUGCCUGCACGCCUACUUCAAUAUCUACUUGCAGGCCAAGAACGGAUGGAAGACCUUCAUCAACCGCCGCACAGCUGUCAAAAAAAUCAACUCCCUGCCAGAAAUGCGUGGGGACCAGCUGAGGGACAUUGAGGACGUCUGCGCCAUCUGUUACCAGGAGUUUGCCAUGUCAGCCCGCAUCACGCCCUGCCACCACUACUUCCAUGCUCUGUGCCUGAGGAAGUGGCUCUACAUUCAGGACACAUGUCCCAUGUGCCACCAGAGAGUUUACGUCGAGGAGGAGAGUCGAGACCGAGCAGCCUUCUCCAACAACAACGGGGGCUACGCAGCACCGCCGGGGGCGGGGGGAGCAGCAGCCGGUGCGCCGGCUGCAGGAGAGCUUGAUAAUGAGCUGCUGGAGGACAACGACAGUAUAGAAUAUGACGAAGAGGAGUGGGGGACUCAGAAUGGCAGCACGCCAGUAGAAGAAGACUAUAUCAAUGAUGACACAGACUCCACUGAGGAGUGACCAGAAAAUUUAUUGAAAAAUAUACAUAUAUUUAAGUUAUAAAUUUAAAUUACUUCAGUAUCUUAAUUUGUUCUUGAAAAAUAUCAGGGAUGCCAUUCUUGUUUUCUUGUUAGUGUCUUUUUGUUUGAUUUUGCAUUUUACUCUAAAGGGCUCAUGAGAAGAAACUCAUGGAAACUGCUGCUCUCAUUCUGUAUGUGUGUGUGCAUGUGCGCACGCUGGGGCUGCAUGAUGUUUUUUUUAUGUAGUACAGAAUUAGAGACCCUCAUACAAAUCUUGCCUCGUGGACACAGCUGUCUCUGCACAGGUUAUCUUUAUCUCCCAGUGGCUCAGUGCCAACAUGCAUUGGUACGUUGAAAUAAAAUAAUCCAUUUUCUGCAGCAGCUUGUUGAGCAAGCUGUGGACACAUCAUUUUCCUCAGAGAAAAGACAAGAUGCCCCACUUCAUCACCACUCUGUUUAGAUGUUGUCACUUAUGUAGCCCUAAUGUGUAUUUGUGUGUGUGUGUGAGAAUAUAUGUGGUCAUGUCCGUACCUGCCGACAUGUAAUGUGCUUUAGACGAUGUCUUAAAGAUGCAGUUCAUGUUCCCUCGCAGUGCAUUAUAGGGAAAACGCUGGAGUGUUUUUAGCGACAAAACUGUGAAGCAGCUAAACAAAUUGAUGCUUUAAUCAGUCAGCAAGUCAGGAGUGACUUGUUUGUAGAAAGACGAGAUUUGAGCUGAGAAACAUUGCGUGUUCUUCCAUGUGUAACCUACUGUCACUACUUUCUCCAGCUGUGUUGUCAGAUUCUGAAGAAUACCUUUUCUUUUUGGCUCCCAGGUUUCAGUUGGGUUACUCUUGUCAUACGUCAGUGGAGUUCAUUAGUUCCACAGUCAGUUUUGCACACUAAACGUCGAUUUAGACUCUCUCAAACGUCGUCUUCCUAAAGCAGCCGCGAGGGCACUCGGACCCUGACCUGCAGAUCGAUCACAGCUCAAGUUUGUGGUACACUGGUUCAACAGUUUUGUCUUUAAUGAAUUUGAAUACAGGACUUAUGAACUUGUUGAGAGCGGGAGAGUGAAGCAGCUUUCCAUCAGCUCUGCAGCAACAGGAGAGAAACAGAGGUGACUUGCUACUGUAAUCAUUGAUAUACCUCUGUCAUUACUUACUACUGGUCCCUUGUGUGACCUCUCUUACAUUUGUGUACAUUAUUGUACAUAAACACGUGCACACUGUCUCCUUUAGGAAAGGAAUCGUGUUUUCCAAUGAUUUUGUUUUCCCAGAAAUGAUACUUUCCACAUUUGUCUUCACAGAAAGCAGUAUUUGAUUAAAUGCUUGUUUUGGACCCUGAAGCUGUUUGUGGUAAGAGUGCUGGUGUUGAGCAGUGGUUUGUCUGCCAGACAUCGUAAGCACUCGCAUAAGGUUCAAAAGGAAAAAGUACCAUUGUUUGUUUUACAUGUCCGUUAUCAUUUUGUUAGAGCGGUACUGCAGUUUCUUGUUCUGUACAUCUUAGGCAACAAAUCAUGAUGACUGCACCUUUCUGAAGAAUCUAACUGUUUCUAGUCUCAGGGUCCUGCUGCAGGGCUGGAAGAGCACUUUGAAUAAGAUGAAAAAUUUCCAAUCCAUGAAAAAAAAAAAAAAACGGGCUGCAGAAAGGAGUUGCAAAGAUGCUGCCGUUUCGCUGCUGUGAUAUUUGUUGUAACGUCCAGCGACGAGAAGCAGUUGCUCCAUUCUGUUCUGCUGACCACUGAUCCUAAAUCUUUAACUACUGGCACAGAGUGAUGUUUCACCCAUCUCUGACAGUACAGCUCGGCCAACAUGGACCCCCAAGUGACUGUGACUUCUUAAAAAGCUUUCAGGCACAACUCGGGAGUGUUCCACUGUUUAGACUUCCACAGCCUGACCGUCUUAAGGCUUUGACUACCAACUCCUGUUCAUUACUGUUAAUUACUAGUUGCAGAAAAUAAGCUGUAAGAAAUCCAUUAAGUUGUUGAUGAUCAGAGAUGGGGUUUAAUUUGAUUAGAAAGCUGUUUGACAGCUGUGAAGGACUUUGUUUUGAAAACUUUUAAAAAAGUAAGAGCUGUUCAUUUUGCCUUUUGUUUUAAAAAGAGAUUUAUGUAAAUAAAAUCCUAUUUGAUAUUGCAUUUGGACUAUAUCUCAUAUCACUAACGUCACCUUUUUAAUGACCGUGCACAUUUAGCACGCAUGCAUUUAUUCAUAGAUGCACGUUGCACAGGUGAGGACGUUUCAGUGUGUGGAGAUGCAGUUGACACAGUUGGCCAGUGUGCGGCGCCAUUUUACCACUUUAGUGUUUGUGCAUGUUGAGAGACAAAUGAAGAUGAAAAU